Molecule: messenger RNA, 815 nt
Organism: Pan troglodytes (chimpanzee)
Lineage: Eukaryota; Metazoa; Chordata; Mammalia; Primates; Hominidae
Gene: NDUFB2
Product: NADH:ubiquinone oxidoreductase subunit B2
Exons: 4
Coding region: 74-391 (105 amino acids)
Biological process (GO): mitochondrial respiratory chain complex I assembly
Cellular component (GO): mitochondrial inner membrane; respiratory chain complex I
Source: RefSeq, a predicted model, not a curated record
GGGGCGGAGCGCCGGGGAAGCGAAGUAGGCAGGGGCGAGGCGGCUGGGGACAGCGGGGCGGACGCGAGCGAGCAUGUCCGAUCUGACUCGGCUGGCGUCUUUCGCUCGCGUUGGAGGCCGCCUUUUCAGAAGCGGCCGCGCACGGACUGCUGGAGAUGGUGGAGUCCGUCAUGCCGGUGGUGGUGUGCACAUUGAGCCCCGGUAUAGACAGUUCCCCCAGCUGACCAGAUCCCAGGUGUUCCAGAGCGAGUUCUUCAGCGGACUCAUGUGGUUCUGGAUUCUCUGGCGCUUUUGGCAUGACUCAGAAGAGGUGCUGGGUCACUUUCCGUAUCCUGAUCCUUCCCAGUGGACAGAUGAAGAAUUAGGUAUCCCUCCUGAUGAUGAAGACUGAAGGUGUAGACUCAGCCUCACUCUGUACAAGGUCUCAUUCUGUCAUCCAGACUGGAGUGCAGCGUGAUCAUGGCUCACUGUAACCCCAACCUCCUGAGCUCAAGUGAUUCUCCCGCCUCAGCCUUCUCAGUAGCUGGGACUACUACUCUUGGCUAAUUUUUGUAUAUUUUGUAGAGAUGAGGUUUUGCCAUGUUGCCCAGGCUGAUCUCAAAUUCUUGGACUCAAGUGAUCCACCUCUUGGCUUCCCAAAGUGUUGGGAUUACAGGUGUGAGCCAGUGUACCUGGCCAACAAAUUUGUUUUAAUGACUGGACUGUAAACCCUUGAGAGAGGAAGGGUGAUUUUGCUUCUCUUGUCUACAAGGCUGUCACAUGAUCAGUGCUCAAUAAAUACUUGAAUAAUUGAAUAAAUGAAUUAUGGAUUUGAA